GGGUCGAUAAGGUGCUGCAACUCACUGUUAAGCGCACAUCAUCUCAACCAAUCAGAGCUUUUUCUCUAUAUCACCAUGCCAUAAUUUCCCGAGGUCGCCUCUAUUCGAGAAAGCAAAAAAGCCAAAAGCCAUCACCGCUCAUCUUUCUACCCAAAUAAUCUUUCAUUUACAACUACCCCGCGAAUCACCACGAGAGCCAGAGGAUCGAUUCCCCACCAUCGAUUUCGAAGUCGGGAAUACUUAUGAGCUUACGAAUUUAACGAAAGCGAUGAGCGGCAAUCAAAAAGGCAAGGGCAAAGGUCGCCGCGGACGGAACCGUGAGGAAGAAUCCGCAUCACCUCCGUCUUCUUCCGGAGCCCCGGGUUACAUGACCGUCGGCAGCGGUUCCUCGCAAUAUGCUUCACGGCUGCAAACACUUAUAGACGACGAUUCGGGCUACGGCGGUAGCAUCGCAGGAGACGAUGCUGGUUCAUCUAGACGACCGGUCGGCUCUUCUCGAGUUGGCCCGUCCUUGUCGGGGGAUAUGCCGCUACAACGUCGUUCUUCCAGCAGCCCGGAUUCUGAACACCGAAAGGAAGCAGCAGCUAUUCACCAGAUGUGGUAUAACCAGCAUCGAUCAUCUUUAAAUCGCGCCAUCAGUAAGGUUGUCGAUCUCCUCAAAUCCCUCCAAGAGACAAAUAUCUCCUGGCCUGCGCACUACCCUUCAGUCCAGAGGGUGGAAAGAGUCUCUCCCGAACGAUCCGCGCCACGUCCAGGAAUACACCAUACCUCUACUAUGGGCCCAGAGCCCUCUUCGCACCGCUCGCGCCCAUUGCGACGAUCGAUGACGACCACGGAAGACUACGAAACUGCAGAAUCCAGUAGGGAUGCCGAGAAUAAAAACAUAGUGGAUUCGCCGAGAUUAGUGACGCCGCAAAUUGCACAGGAGUUUUCGAUUCUAAAGUUGGACCUUAAAUUAGGCAAUCUACACCAGACCGAGCUUGUCCAUUCUCUUGAAAAAGGAUCUAUUGCCGCAUUGCUGGACGGAAAGAUUAGCUCCAGCAUCAAGCAUUUACAGGUACUCCGUGAAAGAAUCGAGGACACAUCUAGCAAGGUUUUGGUAACUGGAGACCUGAACGCCGGAAAGUCUACGUUUUGCAAUGCGCUACUGCGCCGAAAGGUUCUCCCGGAAGAUCAGCAGCCAUGCACGAGCAUUUUCUGCGAAGUCUUGGAUGCGAGGGAGAACGCUGGAGUUGAGGAGGUCCACGCAGUCCAUCAAGAUUCCAUCUACAAUCGACACGACGAAUCAACCUAUGACGUCUUCCCCCUAAGUGACUUAGAGGAGAUUGUCCUCGACAAUGUUACCUAUAUGCAAUGUAAAGUUUACAUCAAAGAUGUACGAACGAUUGACGAAUCGCUACUCAAUAACGGCGUUGUCGACAUUGCUUUGAUUGACGCACCGGGUCUCAAUUCUGAUACGACCAAGACGACGGCUGUGUUUGCGCGCCAGGAAGAGAUAGAUGUGGUUGUCUUCGUUGUGUCUGCUGCGAAUCAUUUCACCCAAUCUGCAAAAGAGUUCAUCUGGGCUGCUGCGGCAGAGAAAGCGUAUAUCUUCAUGGUAGUCAACGGUUAUGAUCUCAUCAGAGACAAGGAACGGUGCCAGAAGAUGAUCCUGGAUCAGGUAUAUGGUCUAAGUCCUCGUACAUUUAAAGAGUCCACCGAACUCGUGCAUUUCGUAUCCAGCAACGCUAUCCCAGUUUCCCCACCCCCCGGCGGUCCAGACGGAGGAGGCAGUGGUAGCUCAAGUGGAGGUGGUGACGACCCUGGUGAUGAUCCCAAAGGAAAAGGCAAGGACAAGGAGAAGGUUCGGGACUUUGAGAAGCUGGAACAGUCCCUAAGGCGGUUCGUCUUGGAAAAGCGAGCACGGUCUAAGCUCGCGCCCGCUAAAACUUACCUCCUCAACAUCCUCAACGAUGUCAACGUACUUGCUACUGUCAAUGCCGAGAUGGCCACGUCCGAAUUAGAGCGAGUGUUGAGCGAAUUGGAAGUUAUUGAGCCUCAGCUAGAAGCUUCAAGGAAAGCAAAAGCUGAGGUGAGUGAGGAUGUGGACCAAACCAUCGAGGAAACUUGUAAAGACAUUUAUGACCACACCCGAACCACGCUCAACUCGGUCAUUGCCCACGCUGGUGAUGGCAAUUCCGGUGUACCUUAUCCAGGUCUAUUCCACGUUUUCCAGUACGCCGAAGAGUUGAAGGAAGCAAUGCUGUCUCAGAUCUCGGAGUCAGUCACGUCCUGUGAGGAGUAUGCACGGACAAAGACUGUUGGCGGCGUAAAUAUGAUCAAACAACUCGGCAUAAUGCAUCUCGGCAACGAAUUUCAUGAUCUCAACUUCCGCGCUGAUGUCAUGUUCCGAAGGAGACGUGACGUAUUAGCGAAGCAAGUUGACGUAGCUACCGAGAUAUGGGACUUUGUCGACUGGUCUACAAUUAUGCAACGGCAAGAGAAAUUGGCUGGUACUGGAAUGGCCUUAACCGUUGCCACCGCCAUCGGUGGUCGUUUGGUUGGCGGUAUGGGAUGGAUGGACCACACUCUGAACAUAGUGAAGAUCGUCGGUAACGACAACCUUCGAAGGCUGAUUGUCCCUGGCUUAGUCCUAGCAGCCGUCUCAGCUGCAGCUUAUGUUGUUCAGCAAAUACCGCACUCGCUACCUCACCGCUUGUCUGAAAAGAUCUCAGCGCAGCUAACAGCAAUCGACUACGUCCAUGCAAACAGCAACCGCAUCUCGAGUUCAGUGCGCAAGGUACUCCGAUACCCUGCUGACAACCUCCGGGUUGCCUUAUCGCGCUCCGUCGAACAACUUGGCAAGCGUCAAGAGGAGACCAUGAAGGUGCGCGGUGAGAGUGAGGUAGCUCUCAAGUAUUUCGGUAAUCUAGUACGCGAGAGUGCCCACCAACGCAGCUUAGUCGAGGAGAUAGAUCUCGAUGCACACCCUCUGCCCUCUGCCGGCGUAAACAUUGCUUGAAGCAAGACAUAUUUAUGUACGUACGGCAUGAAAUGGCGUUGAGGAGGGCACACUUGGAUUAUCAGCAUGACAUCUCGUUUGUUUGAGCUCACGCACUUCCUUUUCUAAUAGUCUUAGCGGAUGAUGGCGGGAAAAAAAAACUUGACGAGUGACGUAGAAUGGCAAAUGGUUUGGUGGCGUCCAGAGUCAGUUGUAAGCUGGACGAGUAUGAACUCUACUCCCCCAUUCUUUUUCCUCGAUCCCUAUGUACGUACGUACUAGUUUAUACUAAAUCACAAGGAAAAUCAGGGCUUAACCGAGUUUGGAUCUACGUAGAGCGUUAAGAUAGCAGCAUGAUAGCAGCAUGAAUAGCGUAGACAAUAUAAUAUUACUUACGUCGUAAUAGGUACGGUAGCAUUCCGUUCCUGUAAUAUGUAACUGUAUCCGUGUGAAUUAUUGACCACGAUUAACU
Messenger RNA from Daldinia vernicosa, 3452 nucleotides. RefSeq lists its product as uncharacterized. Gene Ontology annotation, molecular function: GTPase activity; GTP binding. The transcript is spliced from 2 exons. The record is from RefSeq and is a predicted model, not a curated record. Gene Ontology annotation, biological process: mitochondrial fusion. NCBI's taxonomy places the organism in Eukaryota, Fungi, Ascomycota, Sordariomycetes, Xylariales, Hypoxylaceae. Gene Ontology annotation, cellular component: mitochondrial outer membrane. The coding region runs from base 269 to 3001 and encodes 910 amino acids.